UAUACCAAAGAUAAUGAAGACUACGUUUCUUAUUCCCUUUAAAUCUUUUUCAAGAACAGUCGUCCAUGAUGACCAAGCUGACGAUCAUCAAGACCAUAAUAAGCAGAAGGAGCAGCAAUACGACAGUCAAAACGAUGUCGUUGGAGCUUGUACAUCACUGACAGUGUGGAGAAAGUCACUCUUGAUGAGCUGCAAUGGUUUUACAGUGAUCGAUUCCAAUGGAAAUCUCAUCUACCGUGUCGACAAUUACAUGGGAUUUCGACCAGAAGAAAUCACUCUCAUGGAUGGCUCCGGAAAAUCCAUUCUCACAUUAAUGCAUCGUCGUACGAAGCUUGGACUAGUGGAUAGUUGGCUUGUGUACGAAGGAGAAAGAUUAGAUCAUAAUAAAAAGAUUGUUAGAAGAUCAAAAUCAUUAUCAUCAUCAUCAUCAACAUCAACGUCAAAAAAGCCAAUUUUCUACGUGAGGAAGAACAUCAAUCUUUUGAUCAAUGGUUACAAAUCACAUGUUCUUGCCUACGUGUUUCGAGGUAGUUCGUCGGAUGAAAGAUCAUCAUCAUCAUCAUCGUCACGUGCUAAUUACGUGAUUGAAGGUUCUUACAGUCAACGAUCGUGUAAAGUGUUGGAUAAGUGGUCUAAUAACAAAGUGGUGGCUGAAAUUAAAAGAAAGGAAGAGUGUGUUGGAGGAGUGUCGUUUGGUGCUGAGGUUUUUCAGCUGAUUGUUCAGCCUGGUUUUGACCCCACUUUUGCUAUGGCUUUUGUUCUGUUGUUGGAUCAAAUGUUCUCUUGAAUUUUCUAAGUUAUAUUUAUUUUAGUAUAAACAUAAUAUCAUGUAUAGUAUACAUGUUGUAAUUGAGUAAAAAGGGUUUGUUUUAUUAGUGCCCAACUUACCUAAAUAGACACAGAUAUAGUUAAGCUACAAUUUUGACAAUCUUGGUUAAGCAGUGUUUAUAUGUAUUAAAAGUCCAUGAUUAUUUUUUCUCAA
This is a messenger RNA of Humulus lupulus (European hop), 982 nucleotides long. RefSeq names its product protein LURP-one-related 17-like. The record is from RefSeq and is a predicted model, not a curated record. NCBI's taxonomy places the organism in Eukaryota, Viridiplantae, Streptophyta, Magnoliopsida, Rosales, Cannabaceae. The transcript has 2 exons. Bases 14 to 787 code for a protein of 257 amino acids.